UCGAUGUCCUCGUGUAUUGAUCACGACAGGCAGUCUUUCCGCAGUCUUCUCCUGAAACUUGCAGCUUAGGGACGUAACGCCAUCGAUCAUUACUUAGAACCCUCCCGUAUUUGGGGUUUCACGCACCCGUUGAACCCGUCGAGAAGGAUAUAAGGGGAAAAAAAAUAUUACAAAGUUGGAAGUCAAUAGUGAGGCAAGAAAGCGGCCUUACGUGCGGGAGAAGUCCAGCCGCGCACAAUCUCGAUGGGGAAGCGAACGACGGUUAUUGUUGGGAAGCGUGCGAUCAACGAGAUGGCGAUACCAGUGCCCGCGCCGGCCGAAGCGGCUGCGGAAAUCGACAUUGGGAGCGUCUCGAAAGCGCAGAGGGAGUCGCGGCGUGUAUAUGCGCGCAAGAAGAAGCGGGUUUCUGAAGAAGAAAGAGGAAAAUCCUUCAAGAAGCAGAACUUCGCGAGCGGAGCUAAUAAUGAGGACGCGAAUAGUGGAAAAGCCCUAGUGGUUUACGAAGCCCCCGCGGGUUCUGAAUUAAAGGGUUCCGAAAACAUGGAUGUUGAAGACGAGCCGCGAGUUGAGAUCACUCCGUUAGCCCUUGUGCCUUUGGAAGAACCGAGGAAACAGGCGACGGAGUUGCGCAUGCUACACUCGUACUCGUUGUUAAUAACGAGUGAGUUUACAGCGGAGAUGAGGGAGAUGGCGGGAGGACCCGAAACGGCGAGAAUAACUCGCGCUGGGAGAAGGAAGGCGACGGAAGGGAGAGAAGUUGGAGGAGUGGGAAGCGGUGCUGGAGGAAGUAGUGGGGGGGGAGAAGUAAGGAUGGAGUGGGUGGGUAAGGAAGUGAGGAAGGGGCUGGGAAGGAAGGGAAAGGGGAAGGUAUCAACUCGUGACGUAUCGGUGGCGGGAGGCAGUGACUGGGAGACGGAGCGUGAGAAAGCGGAGAGGGAGCGCAAGGAAGCGGACAAGGAGCGCGAGGAAGCGGGCAAGGAGCGCGAGGAAGCGGAGGGUGGGCGAGAGGAAGCGGAGGCGGAGGCCUGGGGUAAAUCAGAGUCGAAAGUGGUGCUGGGGGAGGUGGUAGAGACGGCAGAGGCGGUAGAGGCGGAGGAAGUGGUACAAGCGGAGGAGGUGGAGCGGGCAGGUGCGGCGUUAGAGGCGGAGGAGGCGGUAAAGGCGGAGGAGGCGGAGGAGGCGGAGGAGGUGGAGCGUGCAGUUGGCAAAGAUGUUCACUAUGAGGCGCCUAAAAACGCGGCGGUAGAGGCGGUAGUGGCGGUAGAGGCGGAGGAAAUGGCGGAAGGGUUGGGCAAGCGGCCAGGCCCGGAAGGGAAGAUGGGGCUUCAGGAAAUGGGAGGCGCGCGGAAGCAGGCCAGGGAGCUGCGCAUGCUGCACUCGUCGUCGUUGCUGAUGGCGUUGGGAGCCGGGGGACGGAGGCGGUGUCUGCGCCGGCAGCAGCAGGCGGCGGAGGUGGCGCGCAUGGGCGGGGAGUACCUGGGGGGGGACGGGUACGAGGACCUGGACCACUUUUUUGUGUUCGAGCACGACAAGUACGACCGCGAGGACUUCGUUUCUGCGCUCGCUGAAGGCAGCCUGAGGGAAUACCCCUUCCCCCGCCCCGUGCCCUUCCCCUCCCCCUUCCCUGGUGAUCCCAGCCCGAGAGAGUUCCCCUUCCCCUUCCCUGACGUGGGAGCAGGGAGGGCUGCUUCCCUUUGAGGUACUCAACUGCAUCAUGGAAGGGGGGGGAGAGUGGGGGAGGGGGAGGUAGCGCGCAUGGGCAAGGAGUACCUGGGGGGGGACGGGUACGGGGACCUGGACCACCUCUUAGUGUUCGAGCACGACAAGUACGACUGCGAGGACUUUGUCUCUGCACUUGCUGAAGGCAGCCUGUGGGAAUAGCCCUUCCUCCACCCCAUGCCCUUCCCCUCCCCCUUUCCCCUCCCCCCUUCCCCCUUCCGCCUCCACCCUUCCGCCUUCCCCCUUCCCCCUUCCCCCUUCCCCCUUCCCCCUGCCCUGCCUUCCCUCUCUCAAUACUGUCAAUUUGCUAUCCUGAUGGGGUCUGUCUAGAGUUUGGAACCCUUGCACGCCCCUUUCCCUCUUGCUCCUUGUUGAUAACUAGCGUAGCUGCCCCUUGCUGCCUUGCUUGACAGGUGGCCAGAGACAACCGAGUGUAACACGUUUGCAUCAUUGAUCAUGUUAACUUAUU
Closterium sp. NIES-67 is the source of this 2188-nucleotide messenger RNA. The record is from the annotation of a GenBank genome assembly. Lineage: Eukaryota; Viridiplantae; Streptophyta; Zygnematophyceae; Desmidiales; Closteriaceae.